AUGUUAACAUUGGUUGGGGGGUACGGUCUAUCAAAACUUUACGGUAAAUAUUACACACGAGAACUCCUUGAUCAUGAAAUAUCCGACGAUGGUACAGAGCAAGCAUUAAUUUCAUCAACAUCAUUGUCCUCGACAGCAUAUGCAAGUUCAUCAUCCAUCUCUGAAAAGAUCAAACUGCGUGGUAAUUCCUCCAAAUCAAAAAAAUAUUGUAUUAUAAUAGAAAAUUUAAUUAUAGACAUCACGACAAAACAAAAUCAGGCGAUACGCUUUAGAAAAAAAUAUCACAAGAAUCUCAAUGGGAUAUUAAAAUCCAUUGAUGAGAUGAGGGAAAUAAUUUGUGUCACGGAAGCCGAAAAUUUGAAAAAAAUUCACAAGAUAUUAGAUGACAUAGAGAAAUAUCAUAAAUAUAAGGAUGUUAAUUUACCCAAAAACAAAUCUCAUAUAAAAGAAUUGGAGAAACAGCUCAUGCAAGAGGAAGCUUAUCUGGACACCGAAUUAAGAGUGCUGCAAGCUGAUUUAGGCAUGCUUAUGUGGAAGUACGAAGAGUUGGAUAAUUACGCCUUAAAAGAAUGGGAAUAUUCCCAAUCAGAGAUUCAACAGUUACGAGCGAGAUUAAUGAAGGAAGCAACUCGAUUCUCAAAGUUGAAAGAAAGUAAAUAUUAUUACUAA
Funneliformis geosporum is the source of this 669-nucleotide messenger RNA. Lineage: Eukaryota; Fungi; Glomeromycota; Glomeromycetes; Glomerales; Glomeraceae. The record is from the annotation of a GenBank genome assembly.